UGAGAUCAAAGUCCUCAUUGGCUCUGACACAGAACAGGGUGUGACACACAGCAACACUUUCACACACACACACACACACACAUUCGCACACUCCAGCGGAGACACAAACACACACGCAGCUUCAUAACAACAGAGGGUGUUGAUUUCAGAGCACUGCCGUCCGGAUUCACAUCAUGAGCACACAGACCAAAUUCAGUGUGAUGAAUGUCGACAGCGGCAAGAAAAGAACCGUCCUGAAAGACAACAGCUGGAUCAGAAGAAACCCAGAGGAGGACGAGCCCGUCGAUUAUGAUCCCAACCCUGGUAAAGCAGUUCUGAGUCAGAGGAAAUCGCUGGAUAAUGUUGACAGCAAGCCGCCGGAGGCCAACCAAACCCCGGUGAGCUCUGGGACAUCUGUCAACUCCUUGACCAAGAGGUACGGUAGCAGUCAGGAGCUGCUCAACAAGAGCAGCAGCACAAACACUAAGAGCAGAGCCGUCGGCCCCUCGUCGCCCACCAAACCUCCGGUCCCUGCCAAGAAUCCGGCGCUCAAGACUCCCAACAGCUCCAGCUUCACAGCGCGGGUGUUCUCGGGAGCAAACACCAGCAGUAAACCGUUAAGUCCUGUUAAGCGAACAUUUGGUGAGAAACUUCCAGAGUACACAGCACCUCAAAAUACUAACGGACUCAAAAAGAGCAGCAGCAACGGAGCGCCUCCAUCGACUCCAACACCCGCUCCAUCGUCUGUGACCGUCCCGUCGUCACCAGCUCCUUCAGCCACGUCCCCCAGCGUGAAGAGUCCUGCCGCCACGACUCCUGUGAUCCAGCCCGCCGUGAAGAGCCCGACCAGGAGCGAAAGCGUGUCCGUGUCUACGCUGGUGUCCACGUCCUCAACAUCAUCGUCUCAAACCGUCAUCACAAACACCAAAACAUCCUUAUCGACGCUGGAAGAGACUCCAAAACCUGUGGAGAAGCCCUCAGCGGACCUGAAGCUCAGUGAUGUCAGUUACUCCUCGACUCGCUCUCCAUCGUCUCCAGCAGCUGUGACUGUGAACACGCGCUACAGCUAUCAGACCCCCAGCGCUCCACUGGACGAUCUCGCUGACACUUUAUUGCCGACCCGGUCCGGAAGCGUUCAGUCACAACCCGUCAGAUCACAAACACAAGUCAAGACUGUUUAUUCAGAGAUCCCCCCGUCAUCACCGACUCUGCGCUCGCCUCUGCAGACACUGGAGUCCAGCAGAACACAAGUCAAGACUGUUUAUUCAGAGAUUCCCUCCUCAUCACCGACUCUGCGCUCGCCUCUGCAGACUCUGGACUCGAGCAGGACGAUCAGCAGUCGGGAUAUUUGUACGGUCUGUGGGAAACCCAUCGCUGCAUCAGAGAGGAUGAUUCUAGAAGAUCUGAAGAUCAACAGCCACACGUCCUGCUUCAGGUGUGCAGUGUGUCACUGUGAUCUCGGCCGUCUGGAGGCGGGAAAGUCUCUCUGGGUUUAUCGGGAGCGAGUGAACUGCGCAAACUGCUACAGUAAAAUCAGAGGUCAGUGGUAUAUUUGAGACGGACGGGGUCAGUCUACAUGGAGACACUGAAUAUUAAUAAAGACAAUAAUUCAGCACAGCUGAUCUUAUAAAAUACAGCUGAUUAAGAUUUGAAAUGGCAUAAGGAUAUGAGGCAUGCUUUAAAUGAUAUUCCUGAGGAAAAUGUUCACAGUAUUUUUAUUAUAAUGCUUUCUUAAGGGUUAUUAAUGGGCAAAGCUUUGAUAAUUCAUGAGAAUAUAUACUCAAAUAUGCAAAUGCAGCCUGUUUUGUUGCUUUCAUUGAGUGUAACUCACAUUAAUGUUCUGUAAGUCAACUGAAAACGUGAUAUAUGCAGAUAAUAAAACUAUAUUCUGAU
Labeo rohita (rohu) is the source of this 1872-nucleotide messenger RNA. RefSeq names its product sciellin. The record is from RefSeq and is a predicted model, not a curated record. NCBI's taxonomy places the organism in Eukaryota, Metazoa, Chordata, Actinopteri, Cypriniformes, Cyprinidae. The transcript has 21 exons. Bases 174 to 1535 code for a protein of 453 amino acids.